AUUUUGCAGAAGAAGAUGUGUAUCAAAUUGUCAGUGAAUUGCGACAGAUGCAGGAGGAAAGCAAUGGAAGUAGCAGUCAAUGCAAAGGGUGUAAUCUCUGUGGCCAUUGAAGGGGAACUCGAGGAUGAGCUUGUAGUGGUCGGAGAUGGAAUUGAUGCAGCUUGUUUGGUUGACACCUUGAGGAAGAAAGCUUGCUACGCCAUGUUAGAGACUCUUGAAGAGUUUAACCCAGAUGAUGAUCAGGUGGAGAAGAAGCCACAAGAAGAGGAUGAUACCGACAAUUCCAAGAACAUGGAGACUGCUGAUGAUGAUAACAACGGUACAGAUCAAAACGUUCCAGCACAUUGCUGCUUAGCUGAAUGCUCCAGAAUUUGCUAUGAGCAUCCACACCCUGACAUGUAUGAAGUAGUAGUCUAUGAUUCGUAUGGUCCAACCAUUGGAUGCACAAUCAUGUAA
This is a messenger RNA of Raphanus sativus (radish), 456 nucleotides long. Its product is annotated as heavy metal-associated isoprenylated plant protein 47. Bases 16 to 456 code for a protein of 146 amino acids. The transcript has 2 exons. The record is from RefSeq and is a predicted model, not a curated record. NCBI's taxonomy places the organism in Eukaryota, Viridiplantae, Streptophyta, Magnoliopsida, Brassicales, Brassicaceae. Gene Ontology annotation, molecular function: metal ion binding.